This is a messenger RNA of Anopheles funestus (African malaria mosquito), 915 nucleotides long. It is a transcript of the gene bai, whose product is annotated as transmembrane emp24 domain-containing protein bai. The record is from RefSeq and is a predicted model, not a curated record. The coding region runs from base 197 to 832 and encodes 211 amino acids. Gene Ontology annotation, biological process: endoplasmic reticulum to Golgi vesicle-mediated transport; intracellular protein transport; Golgi organization. Lineage: Eukaryota; Metazoa; Arthropoda; Insecta; Diptera; Culicidae. The transcript is spliced from 5 exons. Gene Ontology annotation, cellular component: Golgi apparatus; endoplasmic reticulum-Golgi intermediate compartment; endoplasmic reticulum.
UGUCAAUCUCGUCGCCAGCUCAUCGAACAAACGAAUCCUUCUUCAGCGCUAUUUUUAUUUGUUUAGGUGUCGAAAACGCGUAUUGCUAAAUAAAAAGUUUCCGUUUUUGAUAAAGUAUACAUUAAGAUAAAUCAGUAUUUAUGUUAAACGAUCGAAUAGUUUGACCGCUUCGAAACUACCACAAUUUUGGUGAAAAAUGUCUUCUGCUUCGGAUAGGAUGUUGUUAGCUAUUCUUGCGGUGUUGGUUGUGUCAACAUUUCCACGUACAAACGCGAUUAUGUUCCGGUUAGCUCCGAACACGCAAAAGUGUCUGAGAGAUGAAAUGCAAGGCAAUCAAAUCGUAGCUGGUGAAUACGAAAUAACUAACGCACCUGGUCAAAAGAUUGAUUACGUGGUACGAGACACGAAAGGACACAUCCUGGCACAAAAAGAAGACAUCUCGAAAGGAAAAUUUUCAUUCACAUCGGAAGUUUAUGACACAUUUGAGAUAUGCUUCAUUUCGCAAGUACCACCAACCCAUCGAGGAAUGGACCAAGAGGUUUCAUUGGAUGUGAAAAAAGGCAUUGAAACUAAAAGCUACGAAGGGAUUGGAGAGGCUGCAAAAUUGAAACCGUUGGAGGUGGACCUAAAAAGGCUUGAGGAUCUGUCCGACGCUAUUGUGCAAGAUUUUGCGCUGAUGCGAAAGCGCGAGGAAGAAAUGCGUGACACAAAUGAAUCAACAAACAGUCGAGUACUUUUCUUUAGCAUUUUUAGUAUGAGCUGCUUGUUGGGGCUCGCCACAUGGCAGGUGCUAUACCUGAGACGGUACUUCAUUGCAAAAAAACUAAUUUAACCGCUUGUAUUGUUUCGAAGCAAUACAAACAUACAUCUUUGAGAAACCGAAUAAAUUACUAAAGAAAAGAGAACAAACAAUGA